This is a messenger RNA of Peromyscus californicus insignis, 2242 nucleotides long. RefSeq names its product zinc finger protein 54-like. NCBI's taxonomy places the organism in Eukaryota, Metazoa, Chordata, Mammalia, Rodentia, Cricetidae. Gene Ontology annotation, molecular function: RNA polymerase II cis-regulatory region sequence-specific DNA binding; DNA-binding transcription factor activity. The record is from RefSeq and is a predicted model, not a curated record. Gene Ontology annotation, biological process: regulation of transcription by RNA polymerase II. The transcript has 3 exons. Bases 16 to 1998 code for a protein of 660 amino acids.
GAGAAACAGUAAGAAAUGGUUGAUUCUCCAGUAAACAUGUCACAGAGUCUGUUGACAUUCAGGGAUGUAGCUGUGGACUUCCACCAGGAGGAGUGGGAAUGCCUGGAUUCUGCUCAGAGGGCUUUGUACAUUGAUGUGAUGUUGGAGAAUUACAACAACCUGGUCUUUGUGGAGAACUGUUGCAAAUGUGAUCCUGUCCGUCAACAUGUGAAGACUGAAAAGGAGUCUUGUCAGUGUAAUGAGCUUGGCCAAGUGCUUCAUGACCCCUGCACAUGUGCACUUUAUAGAACAAGUGAAACUACAGAAAACUCUAAUAACUACACAUGCAGUAACCACAGCGAUGCCUCUAUUGACUCAUCAAAUCCAGAUAGACAUGAAAGCAUGCACACUGGAGAAGAACUGUGUAAAUCUAAAGACAGUGAGAAAACGUUAAAUUUGUGUUCCAACAUUAUUCAAGAUCAGAGACUCUACACUACAAAGAAAGAGCAUAGGCAGCGAGAAUAUCAUGACUAUUUCAGCUCUGCUUACAGUCUUUUGCAACAACCAAUCUACAUUGGAGAGACACCACACCAGUGUGGGAUGUGUGGGAAAUGCUUCAGUACUGCCUCAAACCUCAGUGUACAUCAGAGAAUACACAGUGGAAAGAGACCCUACAAGUGCAAUGUUUGUGAAAAAUCUUUUACCCAGCGUUCAACUCUUAAAAUACAUCAAAGACUUCAUACUGGGGAGAAACCUUACAAAUGCAAAGAAUGUGGAAAGUCAUUUCGUCAGUUGUCAGGAUUUAAUAACCAUCAAAAAUUGCAUACUGGAGAGAAACCUUACAAAUGUAAGGAAUGUGACAAAUCCUUUGCCCACUGGUCCACUCUCAAGAGACACCAGAAAAUGCAUACUGCUGGGAGACAUUAUAGUUGUCAAGAAUGUGGCAAGGCCUUUCAUCAGCUUUCACACUUUAGAAGCCAUUACAGACUCCGUACUGGAGAAAAGCUUUACAAGUGCAGUGACUGUGACAGAGCCUUUACCCACUAUUCAUCACUGAGCAGGCAUAGGAAAAUUCAUUCUCUAGAGAAGUUUCACAAAUGCAAAGACUGUGGUAAGUCCUUCCUUGAAUUAUCACAUCUUAACAGGCAUUACAGAAUCCAUGCUGGUGACAAACCUUAUAAAUGUGAGGUAUGUGACAAGUCCUUUACCUUGAACUCAACCCUUAGAAGACAUCAGAAAAUCCAUACUGGGGAGAAACCUUACAAAUGUAUGGAAUGUGAUAAGUCCUUUACCCAUUAUUCAAAUCUUAGAAAACAUCAGAGAGUUCAUACUGGAGAGAGACCUUACAGUUGUCAGGAAUGUGACAAAUCUUUUGCCCACUCUUCUGGUUUAAGGACACAUCAGAAAAUCCAUACUGGAGAGAAACUUCACAAAUGCAAAGACUGUGACAUGUCCUAUAUCCAUAUUGCAAGUCUUAGAAUACAUCAGAGAAUUCAUACUGGAGAGAGACCUUACAGUUGUAAGGAAUGUGACAAAUCCUUUACCAGUUGCUCACAACUUAAAAGACACCAGAGUGUUCACACUGGAGAGAAACUUUACAAAUGUAAGGAAUGUGACAAGUCUUAUACUAGCUGCUCAUAUCUUAGAGCACAUCAGAAAAUUCAUACUGGAGAGAAACUUCACAAAUGUAAAGACUGUGACAUAUCCUUUAUCCAUAUUGUUAGUCUUAGAAGACAUCAGAGAGUUCAUACUGGAGAAAGACCUUACAGAUGUAAGGAAUGUGACAAAUCCUUUAUCAGUUGCACAGAUCUUAGAAGACAUCAGAGAGUUCAUUCUGGGGAGAAACCUUACAAAUGUAUGGAAUGCAACAAGUUCUUUACCCAGGACUUUAAUCUUAGAAAACACCAGAGAGUUCACACUGGAGAGAGACCUUACAGCUGUCAGGAAUGUGACAAAUCCUUUAUCCAAUCUUGUGGUUUAAGGAGACAUCAGAAAAUCCAUCAUGGAGAGAAACCAUAGAAAAGCAAAGACUGACACAUCCUUUAUUCAGAGUUCCAAAUUUAGAAGAUAUUUGAAAAUUUAUACUGGGGAGAAACAUGGUUUGAAUAAUGUGACAUAGCAUUUUCCAAUAGUCUCUGCUUACAAAUCACAACAGUAUACAAAAUAGAAACAUAAAGAUAAGAAACUUGUGAAACUCUUUAAUGAAGGUUUACAUUUUAAAAAAUAUCCUAGUUUAUAUUAAAAUAAAAUUCUGCAAAUGUAA